GAACGUGGUACUCCGUUCGUAGUUCGCGUAGUCACAUUAACUCCGUCUCUCGUCGUCGUUAUUAUUGUUGUUUUCAUUAUUAAUAUUAUUAUCAUCAUUAUCAAAUUACUGUUGGUUUCAUUAUCGCGGGUUGUCAUGUCCUCAUCACGGAAUUCGAUUGUUUCCCUUCACUGACUUUCGCCGCGCUCUCGUCUGUCACCUCGGUAAUAUUCAGUAUGUGGUCGCACAUAUUGGCGACAGCAGUCCCGACGGCCGUCACCAUCGUCACCGAUAUAUCAACUACAAUAGGAGCAACAGCAGCAGCAGCAGCAGCAGCAGCGAUAACUUCAGCGAUAAUGACUUCAGUAACGCAGCGGGACCGAACGUGCGUCGCGACCAGCUGAAACUCAACACGCGCGUCCUUACCUGCUGCUAUACUAUUUAUGAGACGGUUGCGUAUUCUGAACGAACGUCAGUAGCAUUAGCAAUUAGUACCAGUAACGGUUGCAACUGGCGAUGGUAGCGUGCGUCGAUGAAUCACGUGCAUGAUAUCCGCGAUCGUUUUGUAUCAUCCGUGUUUCUUUUUCAUUUUUAUCAUCGUAACCUCUUCCAUUUUCAUCCGUUCGUCUGACCAUAGGCCACCGUUUGGAUUAAAGUGAAAGCGAGCCCGCGAACGGAAGCGCGACAAACGGACGUACCGCUCGUUGCCGCUACUGCGGCCGAGCGCACCGCCAACCCGCACUGUUUGUUCGUAGUGCUCUCCAUCACUCUACCAUGGGACUGUUGUUUUCGAAAAUCUGGAGUUACUUUGGUACCGAAGAACACAAGAUCGUUAUUAUUGGUCUUGAUAAUGCGGGCAAGACUACCAUACUGUAUCAGUUUCUAAUGAAUGAGGUUGUACACACGUCGCCAACAAUCGGCUCAAAUGUUGAGGAGGUGGUGUGGAACAAUAUUCAUUUUAUCAUGUGGGAUUUGGGCGGACAACAAUCUCUUAGAGCUGCAUGGUCUACCUACUAUUGCAAUACUGAGUUUGUGAUAGUUGUUAUUGACUCAACAGACCGUAGUCGUCUGGAUUUAAGUCGUGAAGAAUUGUACAAGGUAUUGAAUAAUGAAGAACUUUCUUCAGCCGCUGUUCUUGUUUAUGCUAAUAAGCAGGACAUGAAAGGAGCGUUGACCGCUGCAGAGAUCAGUAAACAUUUAAACCUGACUUCCAUUAAGAAACAACAGUGGCAUAUCCAAGCUUGUUGUGCACUAACUGGUGAAGGAUUAUAUCAAGGUUUAGAAUGGAUAUGCAGUCAAUUAAAAAAUAAAUGACUAUGAUUGUUGUUGUUAUUUUUAUUAUGAUAAUUUUAAAUUUCUUUUUAUAAAUCA
Messenger RNA from Sipha flava (yellow sugarcane aphid), 1350 nucleotides. RefSeq names its product ADP-ribosylation factor-like protein 5A (gene Arl5). Gene Ontology annotation, cellular component: cytoplasm; trans-Golgi network. Gene Ontology annotation, molecular function: GTPase activity; GTP binding. The transcript is spliced from 6 exons. Gene Ontology annotation, biological process: vesicle-mediated transport; intracellular protein transport; protein localization to Golgi membrane. The record is from RefSeq and is a predicted model, not a curated record. The coding region runs from base 754 to 1293 and encodes 179 amino acids. NCBI's taxonomy places the organism in Eukaryota, Metazoa, Arthropoda, Insecta, Hemiptera, Aphididae.